Messenger RNA from Brugia pahangi, 408 nucleotides. The record is from the annotation of a GenBank genome assembly. NCBI's taxonomy places the organism in Eukaryota, Metazoa, Nematoda, Chromadorea, Rhabditida, Onchocercidae.
AUGCUAAUGGAAGAUUUGAAUAAUUUUAAACGAGAGUAUGUAUUUUUGCUACAAAGUUGUAUUAAAAUUUCGCUUGAUGAGCAGCAAUCUAUUGAUGCGCUUCAAGUCAAAUUGCUUGGUAGUCAUAUUCAUAAAAAACGUGUGAUAAAUUUAUUGAAUGAAGCACGAGCAGUUGAUCCAACAUUACCAACUUUUGAAAGUUUAACAUUAUUUGGCAAUUAUUUGGAUAUUUUUGGAUUUCAACGAUCAUUCGCUGAUGAAGAAUUAGCAUUGCAUUAUAUUUGUACACAGUUAUAUGCGCUUUAUUUGGAAUGCACAUCUGCGCACUUACAACAUCGUAUUGCAUGGAAACGAUAUUUGUACAAUUGUAAUUACCAACUUUGCAAUAAGGUAAAAUUAACUAAUUGA